Trematosphaeria pertusa is the source of this 998-nucleotide messenger RNA. Its product is annotated as hypoxanthine guanine phosphoribosyltransferase. The record is from RefSeq and is a predicted model, not a curated record. Gene Ontology annotation, biological process: XMP salvage; GMP salvage; hypoxanthine metabolic process. Gene Ontology annotation, molecular function: hypoxanthine phosphoribosyltransferase activity. The transcript has 3 exons. Lineage: Eukaryota; Fungi; Ascomycota; Dothideomycetes; Pleosporales; Trematosphaeriaceae. Gene Ontology annotation, cellular component: cytoplasm. The coding region runs from base 57 to 671 and encodes 204 amino acids.
UGCACCCCCUCUGGAACGCCCUGCAGAAGGCCAACCCCCAGGAAACGCCCGCCAUCAUGGUUGAGAAGAUCUACGUCACAUAUAACCAGGUGCACAAGCUGUGCCAGAACUCGGCGGAGCAGAUCCUGAAUGAGUUCAAUCCGCAGCUGAUGGUGGCUAUUGGGGGUGGCGGGUAUGUGCCGGCGCGGAUUCUACGCUCCUUCCUCAAGAAGCCCAACCACCCCAACAUCCCCAUCCAAGCCAUCGGCCUCUCGCUCUACGAAUCCCUCGGCACCGACCCCGUCGAGGCGCCUGGCACGCGCGUAACCCGCACCCAAUGGCUCGAUCUGUCCUCGCUCGAAAUGGCCAACCUCAUCGGCAAGAACGUGCUCAUUGUCGAUGAGGUGGACGACACCAGGACCACUCUCGAAUACGCCGUCCGCGAGCUGGAAAAGGACGUGCUGGAGGCGCAGAAGCACGCGGGCAGGAUGGACGAGAAGACGACGUUUAACAUCUUCGUGCUGCACAACAAGGACAAGAAGAAGAAGGGCGGCCUGCCGCAGGUGAUUGCCGACGGCAGGUAUCUUGCGGCGCAGACCGUGGGCGAUGUGUGGAUCUGCUAUCCGUGGGAGGCGAUCGAUAUUGAGGAGCAUGACCGGCUGAGUAGGCUGCAGGAGGAGCAGAAGAAGUAAUAUCACUUGCGGGGAGCAAUGGGUGUAGAAUCACUUCAACAAUAGAGAGUCAAGAGCCUCAGAGAGUAGUCCGCGUGGAACUUCCGCAGCCGUGUGUUCAUUAUGGACGUGGCUAUCCAAUCUCUUACCGAGACCUCGGAGAUUCGCCUAGCUAAAUGUAGCAGGCAGUGUCUCGCCGUCAUUCAAGUUCCCGAUCCCAAACGCCAUAAACAUAAAUACAUGAGUGGGCUAAUGGUAGCCUGAUAUGUGCAACCAUCCCGGAAAGCCAAGAAGCUGUCGUGCUUCACCGACCUAGAGGAACCAUGCAGCGACCAUGAAGCUGAGCAC